CGAAUGAUCUCUAUAUCAUACACUCGACGAUUCAAGCACAUGUUUCGUCGUUAUUCAAUAACCAUCAAAACAAAGAUAAACUUGUGUUACUGCUAGUAAAUAUAUACAUAUUGGUGGAGCAGAAGAGAUAGUGCCAGAAGGUUACGAUAGACAUUUUUAUAUAAAUCCCAUCAACAUCAGGCCAUUCCCAGCAGCCUUCUCAUUCCAGAGAUGCUAGUUACACUGUAGAAAAUGAAUCUACAGAAACCACUUCUAGGUCGGAAAGGAAGAUGAGACCCGUGAAAAUUGCAAAGAGGAGAGCUGGUCGUGAAUUAUUUAACACACUAGGACUCAUGAAAGCCAAAAAGAAGGAUUCGAACUGUUGGGAAAUAGUAAAUGGAGUUCUGAGCUCCAGAAAAAGGAAUAGUUGUUCACCGAACUGUAUAAUUCAUCGCGAGGAGUAUAAACAGUUAUCAGAAGCUGCAGUUGACGAAAAACUAAGGAUUUUGCUAAAACCCAUUUUUGAGGAAUAUCGAAAUGCGAGUGGACAGCCAUCCUCCUCAUCUAUGGGACGCGAUCCAGAAUGCCCUUCAGCAGAUGAUGUGCAAAGAAUGUUCCAGAAUCUAUCGGUUCAUUCAGAAGAUCCUGCCUAUUCUGAAAUUAUAAGAAAAUUGCAAGCAUAUAAUGAAUUCCAAUUUCCUUAUUAAUGAGAACAUCCUAAUAUGCUUAUUCAUGCACAUAUUAUCUAUGUUAUGGUGGGUUUAUUCAGGCUUCCCAAGAACUAAGACCACGGGUUCAAUAUGUUCCACUUCGAUUAGUUUUUUUCGUACGGUCGGAUCAUAUAGCGUUACUUAAAACUAAUACCUAAGAAAGGGACCAAUCUUCUAGGCAGAAAGCGAUCAGGUUAAUGUCAUCUGCCAAUUAGAAUGUUCAAAUCUUAGGUCUUAGUUGCAGUAACACUGCAUGAACCGACCCUGAGGUCUUAGUUCCUAGAAACGCUGCCUAAACCCACCAUUACUUUCGCAUUUGGAGGUAUAAAAAUCGAAUUUUUCCUAGGAUUUAUUCUAUUUCAUUGUUUACAGAUUUGACCAAUCUUGCCGAAUUUACUUUUUCUAUUUUUAGUCAUAUGUACAGGGUAGGCAAAAUUGGUGAUACCUGAACUACAACUUUCAAACCCAACGAGAUAGAGGAAAAUGAAUGCCACCUUACGUUCGUCUUUUUUGAUGAAACUAAAAAUGGCAUCGACUGCAUUCCUCUAUCUUCUUAUGUUUUCGUGUUAUGGGCCAAAAUUGAAAUUUGGGCUAUUUCAACUUUGGUCAAUAUCUCCGUUUCUGUUUAU
This is a messenger RNA of Coccinella septempunctata (seven-spotted ladybird), 1318 nucleotides long. RefSeq lists its product as uncharacterized. The record is from RefSeq and is a predicted model, not a curated record. Bases 270 to 686 code for a protein of 138 amino acids. NCBI's taxonomy places the organism in Eukaryota, Metazoa, Arthropoda, Insecta, Coleoptera, Coccinellidae. The transcript is spliced from 3 exons.